Molecule: messenger RNA, 2989 nt
Organism: Durusdinium trenchii
Lineage: Eukaryota; Dinophyceae; Suessiales; Symbiodiniaceae
Source: the annotation of a GenBank genome assembly
GAACCAUCCCCCUUAGGGUCCCCUUCGACGCCCCUUGGACUCUCGGGAGUUCCAUGUCUUUGGGGCUUGGCCCGACGGCUGCGUUGGAAGCCUCUGGUGCACCAAGCCGAUGGCUUCGCGUUCGACAAAAGCUGUCAUACACCGCGAAGGAGGAAUACACAACACCAGCGGAAGAGCAGCACAUCAAUUCUUUGUAUACUUGCCUGGAGUAGUUCCUCUUCUUUCAGCUGAGAACACUUACUAGUAGUAACAAGAAGCUACUAGGAACAAGUGCAUCGCUACUAGUAACAAGUGCCUUACUAGUAGUAACAAGAAGCUACUUCGUGUCCCUUUGUGCAGGAUUUGUGCUCCAAAGAUGGCGAGGUGAUGGGUCCGAGAGACCCGAAACGGACGCGAAACGGACCGUUGGACCGGAGCCGACGGAACGUCGGGCCCCACCUGUCGUUGCAGGUUGAUCAAUUUUGAGUCACAGCCACGGCAUGAGGGCAUGGGGCGGGUAGACCACCUUCCGAUCGCUCCAACAGGUCCGGCAUAAGGCCGCAGAGGCUUUGGCCUCGCUGUGCAAAGGUGAGCGCUUAGCAAAAGCCUUGGCGGGAAACUUGCCACCCAUGCUUCGCGGAAGCUUGGCGGAAGAAGGCUUGAAGAAGGGUUAACAAACAUCCCAUAGGAAUCAUCACAGGAGAGUCUUAAUGUGUCUCAGUUGGUAGGCACAGUACGCAGACCAAGUUAGGAAGACUGAGUUUUUCAGGAACACUGAUUGAACUUCAGGCGGGACAAGCAAUGGCAACAAACAGCAAGGCCAUGCAAUGCCCAUCUUAAUUAAUGUUGAAGCUUCUUUGGUUUGUGCGCCCAGCAAGCUGUGAAGACUUUGGAGCUUUUGGAAGCUUGCAUGUCGAAUGUCAGAUGCUCAAACACCGUGCUUUGCCACUCAAUGUGCAAGUUAGUAAUAUGCGUAUCAAAUGCAUCUAUAUAGUAUACAGAUCUACUCUGCACUAUUCCACACUGGACUGGCGGUUCAGUCACAGCAAUGAAGUCACUCCUGUUAAAAAGUAAAGGUUUUAGACGUUGGUGUUUCAUUCUGGAAUUAGAUGAGAUCACAUGCGACCAAGUUGCACUCGCCUUGACUGUAAAUUAAAGGACCGGAUAAUCCCACAUGUGAAGUUCAUUGUGGCUCAGGAGGAACGCAGAGAUGAAGAAAUGAUUAAGUGGAUGGAGUGAGUAGUUGAAUGAGUGCACAACCUCCCAUCCCUGCGAGCAAAACGCAGGGAAGCGCAAGGGCAGGAGGCCAGCCAUCCACAGGCCCAGGUGCGUCAGCAGAACCUCCCAACCCCUCAAGAGCAAGCAGAGCACAUGGAAACGCAAGGGCAAGAGGCCAGCCGCUCAGCGGCCACCCAGGCGUGUCAGCAGAAACUCCCAGCGCGGGUGAGGUAGGGAGUGAGGGAGUGGGAGAGUGAGGGGAGGUGAGGCGUGGAGCGGAGCGGACGGACGGAGUUUCUAAUAGCUUUUUGUUACCACUAGUAAGGCACUUGUUACUAGUAGCGAUGCACUUGUUACUAAUAGCUUUUUGUUACUACUAGUAAGGCACUUGUUACUACUAGCGUGGCACUUGUUACUACUAGCUACGGAAUAGUUUGUCGCUUUGGCUAAGGCUUAAAAGCAGGUGAAGAUGCUCCGGUAAAGCUGGCCAUCCUGGGAGCUUUGCGAUCCAUCGCGGAGAAGAACGAUGCAAUAGCGGUGGCGCAGCAUUCAUAUGCUUUACUACCAUGCUUGAAGGAUGAAAACAUUUUGGUUCAGCGAAAGGUCUCAGCAUUGUACAGGGUACUGGCAGAGGAGGGUGCUGCGGCAAUGGUGGCAAGAGAUGUAACCAGCAUUAUGCACUGUUUUGAAUCUACUCAGGCAAGCAAUUCUUCGCUGUCUGCACCUUUAGAAGCGCUGGCAGCCAUUGCUUGCGCGGGAGAGGGUGCAGCAGUGGCUAGGGUAGUUGAACGUCUUCUAAUUGGUUUGAGGGACCCCCGCCCGAAGAUUCGAUGUGGCACCUGCACAACAAUGGCGGCGAUUGGACGUGGAGGCGCCAAAGAACUUUUGGGUUAUUUGGGCCUUGUGGAAGAUCCGGAGGCAAUUGCAAACGCAGGAACACUGUUCGAGAUGCUGGUCUGUGUGGCCCUUGACGACAAGGACGAGACCGUCCGUUUGGCUGCAGCUGAUGCGCUUCGCUGCUUGCCCGAGGCAGACCCAGACACCUGUGAUGAGACGCGACAACGGUUUCCGAAGCUGGUUGAGCGUGUGCGCAAGCUGUACUCCGGGUAUGCCAAAGGGGAAACAGAAGAGAUCCUCUUGAAUGCGCUGGGCAUCACCACUGGCGAGGCGUGCGUGAUUUGUCAAGAUCCUUUGCAUUUGGAUGGGGGCCCACUGGAAUUGCGAUGUGGCCACAUCUUUCACAAGAAGUGCUGCGAAUCCUGGAUAGAGUGGGUCAAACGAUGCAAUCGGACUCCCAGCUGCCCACUUUGCCGAGCACAUAUAUUUGAUGCGUGGGGGAAGAUAAACAAGUAAUCAUUUUCGAUCUGACUUAUGACUCACCACCCGGGUGAUGAUUACAUGUAGCAGCUGCGUCGCUGUAGGUUUACCUUGCAAAUGAAGCUAAGCUCUUCAAAAGAUGUUUAGGAUGCUUGGAUAACUUCGAUUUAGGAGUAAAGUUUUGAGCUGCCGGGAACUGCCAAGCAGUCGGCUUUGAUGAUUCAAUUUAAGUGCAUUGUCCAUGCCAUGGUCCCUUGGGCUGGUGUCCGGAGACUAGAGGCCAUGUUGCAACUGCGUUGAUACUGCACGCUCGCUCAAACUUGUACAGUUCCAGAGCUUGAGCUUACGCCUUGAAAGGUGAGGGGAGAGUGAGAGAGAAAGUGAGAGAGAGGAAGGGAAGGAACGUAACAGAGAGAGAGGGAGAGUAGAACACGAAAAACGCAGGCUGUUUUCUGAAAGUCGCGGGUAAAGUAGG